Molecule: messenger RNA, 2518 nt
Organism: Cottoperca gobio
Lineage: Eukaryota; Metazoa; Chordata; Actinopteri; Perciformes; Bovichtidae
Gene: lpar6a
Product: lysophosphatidic acid receptor 6a
Exons: 1
Coding region: 827-1927 (366 amino acids)
Biological process (GO): phospholipase C-activating G protein-coupled receptor signaling pathway; positive regulation of Rho protein signal transduction
Cellular component (GO): plasma membrane
Molecular function (GO): lysophosphatidic acid receptor activity
Source: RefSeq, a predicted model, not a curated record
UGUCUGAGUGUGAUGCGUGCUGAGCAAAAUCAGAUUCAGAGAACGAGACAAACUGAGGAAAGAGAGAGAGAAGUAGACACUGAGCUACUCAGUCAGUUAGGGAGAGAAAGAGAAAGAAAGGGGGGGGGGGGGCAGGAAACAGACUGGACAAACAGUGACACUCACAUUGUGACACACAGACGGAGAGCAGGAGCUCAACUCAAGCUCCAGUCAGUGUUCCUGUGAUUAAGCCUGGUGGUUUGGACCUUGUGAGAGGUGGACAGCUAAUGACAACGUUGCUGCUUUUGAACAAAAAAAAGGACAAAAACACAGAGCUGAGUUUUGACAAAGAGGAAGGAAGGAUUUUUGCCAUGAGGACAUCUCUCUCUAACGGACCUGGAUGUGCAUCACGCCAUCAUUUCUUUUGUGGACUCUAAUUGAGGACUUCUUGAGUGAAAAGAAGACACAUUUGCGUGACUGAUUUAUCUGAGUAAGUAAAGCUCAGCCUGCAACUUGCUGGGUGCAGCCUGGGGCAGGGGGAGGGGAGGUCGCUCCGGCCUGAAUCUCUGUCCUCUGGGAGGGAUCUUUUCAAUAUGAGGUUACCCCCAAGAUAACUACAUCAAGACAGGGGAGGGGCUCAUGCUGACCAUGUGCUGCAGUCUUCUUUAACAUGGACAGUUGUGUUGGAAAGAAACCUUUUUACCAAUGGCCUGAAUGAUCAGAUGUGUCUUUCAAUGUAUCCUGGUUUAGGACUGUUCUGUGCUUUACUCUCCAUUCAUGGUGAAUUCCCUGUGCAGGGCAGCCCUUUCAUUAUAUAGCUAUUACAUAACAGCUAUUGUCUCCCAGAAUGUCCAACAAUACCUUCCCGACUGUCAAUUUAACCCAUCAAUGGGCUGACAACAACUCUGCAAACAGCUCUACCUGCGACAAGAACGAUGGUUUCAAAUACCCAUUGUACAGCACCAUCUUCAGCAUUGUGUUUGUGGUGGGACUGAUCACCAAUGCUGUGGCCAUUUACAUAUUCACCUGCUCUCUGAAGCUGAGGAAUGAGACCACGACCUACAUGAUGAACUUGGUAGUGUCUGACCUGCUGUUUGUAUUCACGCUGCCUCUGAGGGUCUUCUACUUCAUCAACCAGAACUGGCCUUUUGGAAGCAUGCUCUGCAAGGUCUCCGUCUCGCUGUUCUACACAAACAUGUAUGGCAGCAUGCUCUUUCUCACCUGCAUCAGCGUGGAUCGCUUUCUAGCCAUUGUGCACCCUUUUCGCUCAAGGGCCCUGAGGACCAAGCGCAAUGCUAAGAUAGUGUGUAUUGCUGUAUGGGUGUUGGUGCUGUCGGGGAGUCUCCCUACGGGGUUCAUGUUGCAGACCACCUCGAGUGAGAACAACAAGAAUAACGCCACCUUCUGCUUCGAGAACUUCUCCUCCAAUCAGUGGAAAUCUCACCUGUCCAAGGUGGUGAUCUUCAUAGAGACAGUUGGCUUCAUCAUCCCGCUUCUACUCAACGUAUGCUGCUCCAUCAUGGUGCUGCAGACCCUGCGAGACCCCCAAACCAUCAGUCGUGGGAGCAAGCUGAACAAAACAAAGAUUCUGCGCAUGAUAAUUGUGCACCUUUUAAUUUUUUGUUUUUGCUUCAUCCCCUACAAUGUGAAUUUGGUUUUCUACGCUCUAGUCCGUACUAAAACUUUAAAAGGCUGCUUUGCGGAGUCGGUGGUCCGAACCAUCUACCCAAUAGCCCUCUGCAUCGCCGUGUCCAACUGCUGCUUCGAUCCCAUUGUUUACUAUUUCACCUCGGAGACUAUCCAGAACUCCAUGAAGAGGAAGUCUCAGGUCAGGCGUUCGUAUGAAGUAAAGUUCUCAGAGGCCCUGCAGUCAGAAACCAGCUCCAACUUGCAGUGUAGCCUGAGGACUCUCAAAGCAAAAGUCUUUCACAAUGAGUCGUCAGUGUGAAGGUGGGGUUGCUACACUUAGCAGGAAAAUGUUACAAUCGUUCCUUAGAAAAACAAACCUCCUUGAGACAAUGGGAAUGGAUUUUUUGGAAUUGCUUUAUGAAGCACCUGCCAAAGUCUUCAUCUCAGGGCAAUUGUUUGGACUUGUCAUUGACAGUCUCUGCUCUGCAGUAUUACUGCUACAUGACCCUUUGUUCACAUCUGUGGAUUUAUUAUUUACUAAUUUCCCUUUCCUGUGGAAUAUCUUGUAAUUGUGUCAAGCAUAAUUACUCUACAAGUGACCUGGAGGACAAUGGGAUCACUGCACAGCAUAACACUUAUGAUAUUGAAUUCUACAUGUGCCUGUAAAUUUGUACAUUUCUGUGGUAAGUUGUGGUGUUAACUUUAGAAUAGUAACUAUUAAAUUAACAUAAAGUUAUACCAAGCUAUAGAUUGUACAGGGCUUUGUUUUUUUGUUAUGUAAAUGUCAAAUAAGUGCCUCUUUUUAGUCCAGGCACCAUUUCAUUGUAGACUAUAUGUCUUUAUUGACCAUUAAAUGCACUGACACAGAAAUCCACAUGAUGAAUAAAAGUCAUAUACUGUUUAAAACAAA